CGAGACCAUAUGAGCAGAGCGUCCCGCAUGCUACGAGUGUGUGACCGUCCUGUCUCGACAUGUACGUAUUGAUGCACGCCUUACUCUCCCUGGCCAUCCUACUGCAUAUUGCGCGCACUGAGCCAUAUUUCUUCAUCCGCGAAGAAGUUACAAUGCCUGCCAAUGAAUAAACACCAGAUAGUAGUUUGUCACGGCGUUGAUUAUGUACGUGCGAUGUGGUGCUUGAUAUCGAGCCUUGUACUUCUCGGUGCCGGCAACGAGUCCCGUCGCAAUGACGGUAUCCAACUCGUUGCGGUGCCAGUUGAUCGGGACCUCCGCAGACGAGGAAUAUGCAAGGUUAUUGUCCUCUGGCGGUCACCUGGUGUAUAUCGGCAGUCAGUUUGAGACACCCGAGUACGGCGCGCAGGGAAACUUCAUUGCUUCAAGCCAUAAGGCGUACACUGUCACGCUGGUUCAUCAGCUCAAAUGCCUUGACAUCAUCCGACGGGACCUCACCGACGAUAGCCUCGAGGCUCCUACAUAACUCGCCGCUCUCUGCAUGAAUCAUCUCCACCAGACGAUACUUGCAGUGCCACCGCGAAGCUGGAGUCCUUCCCCACCCCAUCCGGACUCAGUAACUUCAUAACGUGUGAUACAAUCUGCAGGGAUUGGGAGACGGUGUAUGACGAGGCGGAACGGAAUCAGAGGGCAAAUAUUCGUGGCAUGGACGAACAGCACUGGGGUAUGAUGAUGAUGAUGAAGUCUGCAUUUAUAAUCCGCAACAAGCAAAC
This is a messenger RNA of Rhodofomes roseus, 770 nucleotides long. RefSeq lists its product as uncharacterized. NCBI's taxonomy places the organism in Eukaryota, Fungi, Basidiomycota, Agaricomycetes, Polyporales, Fomitopsidaceae. The record is from RefSeq and is a predicted model, not a curated record. The transcript has a single exon. Bases 272 to 523 code for a protein of 83 amino acids.